Darwinula stevensoni is the source of this 1030-nucleotide messenger RNA. Lineage: Eukaryota; Metazoa; Arthropoda; Ostracoda; Podocopida; Darwinulidae. The record is from the annotation of a GenBank genome assembly.
CAAGAAACAUCAUUAAAACAAAUAUUGCUGUCUCUUCCACGUCAACUCUCCUGAGCAAGUUCGCGAGGACUCUUAAAUUCGCGGCACAUAUUACCGCUUCCCUGUUUGAUUUUUGUCCCCUUUGAGUACUGAGUAGAGAACUGGAUCCGAAGCUGUACGGAUGGAAUCCCCAGGUGUUCCUGUUCGCAGCAAGUCGAUACGAUCAGGCACGAGAUGGGGAGAUUUUGAACCUCGCCAAACGCAGGUGUCCAGUUAGGAUCGAGAAGAGGGUGUCGAAAGUCAGUGUCAGUUUGAACAGGGCCUCAGUCGUGAUUGUGACUACACCUUGCGAGGCUUUUCACAACUCCUUUCCUAUUUCGUUCGUCAUGGAUCUGUGUAUUUUCCAUCGACUUUUCUCCUUCGUCGUGUUGAUGCUAUGGGAGGAAGCGGAGUGUUCUAUGUUGAAUUUCCUCCUCACGCAACCGAUGCCUCAAUUGGAAUUGGAUCCGGAUGUCGGCACUGUUCAUCCUCUGGUCACCGCUAACAUCAAGGACUUUAAGCAUUGUUCGCCUGGGAACACUGAGUCGUGUGGCAGCGGCCAGUUUUGCGACCUUCAUUAUGGAGUGUGCCUGAGAUUGAAGAAAGAGGGAGAAGCCUGCCGGACUGACCUGCACUGUUCACACGGACUCGACUGCCUCUUCGGCACCUGCCACCCUCAUCUCAACCGAGGGAAAGAUGGAGCUCGAUGCGAGAGGGACGAAGACUGCAUGCCGGGGCAUUGUUGUGCCCGAAAGCAUGGGCAAAAAGUGUGCAAGAAGAAAAUCUCGUUGGGGCAUCGAUGCUACGUCCCUUCAGGGGGAAUGGACUACAGCCUCAAUGAACUCUGUCCCUGCGUCGACGGCCUCGUCUGCAAGUUCCGUGGAAAGCAUCGUAAAAAGGAUGACCUGUCUUGGCGACAUUGGUCAACGUUUGAUCACUUCCGAUGCUCCCCUAUCUGAGACCGGAGUCCUCCGUUGCCUCAUCGUACCAGUGAUCUCCCUCCCAGUUCGCC